CAGGUACGGUUCACCAGGCCUAGACUUGUCAUAUUUCCUGUACAAGAACGCGGACAAAGACGUGCAGGACAACCGGUGGGAAGACCUGUUGGCCGUGUACUUGGAAUCAGUGGCGGCCGUGCUGCCGGCAGACGUCAAGGCACCCACCGCAGAGCAGCUGCAUCACGAGCUCAGGUUCCACGCGCUAUACGGUUACGCGCACCUGUUGUUCGCCGUGCCGAACAUGAUCAACGACAACCCCCGUGGGCUGUUGGACAUCGACAACGACGACGACAAGACGACCGUCGAAGACCUGCUGGUCGCCCGGAUUGACGCGGCCGACGAGAAGAUCACCGAAAUCCUUUCCGGCACCGUCCGGCACAUCAUCGACCACGGUUACGCGGAGCAAUACGAGUUCCCGAGCAAUAAUUCUCGUCUGUAGGACCAAGCAAGUACCCAGCCGAGUGUGUAGUUUCGUCACUUCACCUAUCCGCGUCUGUUUUGACGUUUUGUAUAUUAUAUUAUUAUUGUUAUUAUUAUUAUUAUUAUUAUUAAGGCUAUAUGGAAUUGUAGCAAAACGUAUUUUUUUUUUAGCUCAUCGAGACGUAGCUUUCUUAACGGAAAUUUUGAUGAGUAAUAUAACAACGAAUUUAGUUUUGAAACAUUUAUUUUGAAGAUUUUUUUUCAAAUUGUUUUCUUUUUUAUUGUAUUUCAUGAUGAUUUUUUCAUAAAUUUCUGUCAAUGAACUUGUAUUACACACAUUUUAUGAAUUAUUAUCUAAUUUACACCUCGGGCCACAUUUAUAUUAAUUAUAUGAGGGCUGAAUUAUAAUGUGAAUUUGUUUUUAGCGUUUGGAAAACAAAGAUUUCUUAACUGAAAGUUUGUAACUACAAA
This is a messenger RNA of Acyrthosiphon pisum (pea aphid), 873 nucleotides long. RefSeq lists its product as uncharacterized. The record is from RefSeq and is a predicted model, not a curated record. NCBI's taxonomy places the organism in Eukaryota, Metazoa, Arthropoda, Insecta, Hemiptera, Aphididae.